AUGAUCUUCAGUCUGUUCGGCGCUACCGCUCCUGGAGGAUUCGUUGUGGGAGGUGUCUUCUCAUCCAUCUUUGCUCAGCUUGUCUGGUGGCCCUGGGCAUAUUGGGUAAUGGGAAUCGCAUGUGCCAUGCUAGCUUUAAUUGGAAAAGUAGUAGGCCCCCCAGCUGCGCUUAUGGGUUGGAAAACCCCUUACACCUAUGUGCUUCUCAUUGUUGGAUUUCUGUGCCUCGGCGCCUUUGCAUUGAUUGAACGCAAAUCACUAUGUCCGUUGCUCCCACGGGCUGCUUUUACAGGCGAUCUAGCCUGGGUUCUUGGAUGCAUCGCAGCUGGUUGGUCAUGUUUUGGUAUCAUCAUAUCUUACUUCUAUCAAUUUAUGGAAGUAUUCAAAGGGGAUUCUGCGCUCUUGGCCACAGCCAAAUGGUCUGCUGCGGCAAUUUCCGGUGCCAUUGCGGCACUUAUUACUGGAUUCCUGCUUGGUCGCCUUCCGCCCAGCGUGAUCAUGUUUUGCGCAAUGGCAUGUUUCACGGCUGGUCUCUCAAUCUUUGCCACCGUGCCUGUCGACCAAGCCUACUGGGCACAAGCAUUCGUGGUGAGCAUCGUCACCUCUUGGGGAAUCGAUAUGUCGUUCCCCUCUGGAACGCUAAUUCUGAGUAAUUCUAUGCAUCGCCACCAUCAAAGGCUCGCUGCAACCCUCGUGGCUACCACGGUCAACUACUCCAUCUCCUUGAGCCUUGGAUUUGCGGGCACAGUUGAAACGAAUCAAUGA
This is a messenger RNA of Penicillium arizonense, 765 nucleotides long. RefSeq lists its product as uncharacterized. Gene Ontology annotation, molecular function: transmembrane transporter activity. Gene Ontology annotation, biological process: transmembrane transport. The record is from RefSeq and is a predicted model, not a curated record. Bases 1 to 765 code for a protein of 254 amino acids. Gene Ontology annotation, cellular component: membrane. The transcript has 3 exons. NCBI's taxonomy places the organism in Eukaryota, Fungi, Ascomycota, Eurotiomycetes, Eurotiales, Aspergillaceae.